CCAACGAUCCAUCCCCGUCAGGCGGUUAUCCUGGUAGAAAAAAGGAUAUGCGUAGACGGAACAAGAGAAAAAAAAACCAUACAAGUAUUAUUUCACUUCCGAAUGACUCGGAAUGAAUGGUCCGUAUUCGGUACAUUAGACCGGCGGAAUGUCUAGUGAUGAGGACGUGUAGCUGGUAUCGAAUAUCACCUCCUAUGUUGAAAAACCACACUCCAUACCAGUUCAUUAGCGGUUUCUUAUUCAGUUCCCGCUCGACGUUCGGCAGCUUCACAUUGUGUUUUUAAAACGGGGUUUUGUUUUUAGUCGAAUCAUUUAGUGUUUUCAGGAUGAAUUAAACUUAUUAUCUAUUAAGAUUGUAUAUAUGCAUUAUUCUGAAAUCCAAGAGUUAAACAAUAUCAACAAAAAUUGCGCGAUUUACGAUUUGGAAUUUCAAAGAAAUGACCGAUGAAAGGACACCGCUCACAUCGGUUCCUCCACCGGUGCGGCUCGACACGGAAGAAUCUUCAUCAUACGUACAUCACGUCAAAGGACAAGAGACGAUACGUGAGCGCCAGGUGAAAAACUUUCAGUGCUGGAUUUGUUCCUCCAUCUUGGGAGCGUUCGUUAUUGCAAUUACUAUUAGUCUCAGUUACAUCAUCAUAACGGAUCUGAAACCUGACUCAUCUAACAGCACAAAUGAAACAACAGCAGAUUUUCCGGAUUUGUUUAAUCUCAUUAGCUUCCCGAUAACCGACGAACCCAUCCCCAUGUGGGACGCCCCGAAUGUGACUGAUCUGGACGUGGCCGAAGCGAUUUCCGAGGGCGAGAAAGCCUUAGGCGAUAAAGAACUUCUCGAGGAAGCUUUGAUGGCACCGCCGAUCAAUUCACCGACGUAUCGACACCAACGUGCAAUCAGUACUACAACAGCGGCACGGUUGGCGUCAAAGGUUGGAUACGUAGAAAACAAAGCUACAAAGGCUAUUGCCAAAAAGUUUAACGUUCAGAAACGACAUCGACGGUGGAGUAUUGGCAAGGGACCGUCCACGAAGAUACCUCAUAGCAAUGCAACUCAAACCUGUAACUUCAAUGCCCGGUAUCGAACUAACAAUGGUACUUGUAAUAAUAAGAAAUUCCCCUUCCUUUACGGGGUCACCAUGCUCCCGUUCCGUCGUCAGUUAACACCGGACUACGCAGACGGGGUAGCUAGUCCGCGUGCUACGGUUGACGGUAAGGAACUUCCAAGUGCCCGUCAGAUCUCCUUGGAAAUUCAUCGUCCGUCGUACCGUAAUGAUCCAAACUUUACUGUCAUGCUAGCGGUAUGGGGUCAAUUUUUGGAUCACGACAUCACGUCAACGGCACUGAAUCAAGGCGUAGGUGGUAAAGCCAUUGAGUGUUGUGAUCCGAGCCAACCACGUCACCCGGAAUGUUAUCCGGUUCCACUUGGUCCGGGUGAUCCGUACUACCACGAAUAUAAUGUGACCUGUAUGAACUUUGUACGUUCGAUUCCGGCUCCGACGGGACAUUUCGGACCACGGGAACAGCUGAACCAAGCUACGGCAUUCAUCGAUGGUUCGGUGGUGUAUGGUUCAGAUGAUGUCAAAGUUAAGCAACUUCGAAGUGGGGUAGAUGGAAAACUUCGCAUGUUGCGGACACCGGAUAAUAGGGAACUGCUGCCAAUAUCAACUGAUGUCGCCGACGGGUGUAAUGAAGAGGAAAUGAACGCUUUGGGGAAGUACUGUUUUGAAGCUGGUGAUCCACGGGCUAACGAAAACCUGCAUUUGACAUCAAUGCAUUUGAUUUGGGCAAGGCAUCAUAACAGUUUGACCGAGGAAUUGAAGAAGGUCAAUCCGGAUUGGGACGAUGAACAACUGUUCCAGGAAGCACGACGUAUAUUAGCGGCCCAGAUGCAACAUAUAACCUACAAUGAGUUUGUUCCAGUGAUCAUUGGAGAAGAUAAUAGUAUGAAAAUGGGUAUCAUGCCCGAUCAGGAGAGCGAUCGCGAUACCUACAACUCGACAGUAGAUCCGUCAAUAGCAAAUGUGUUUGCUGCAGCGGCUUUCCGAUUUGCUCACACGCUACUUCCGGGUUUGAUGAAAAAAACAAUGGAUCCGACGUCGUCAUCUUCGGGAAUAGAGCUUCACAAGAUGCUUUUCAAUCCGUAUUCGCUGUAUGGUAGAACGGGACUGGACGACGCGAUUGGUGGUGCUAUCAGUACCCCUCUGGGCAAGUAUGAUCAAUAUUUCACCACAGAACUUACCGAGCACCUGUUUGAGAAAUCCCAGGAUUUGCUACACGAUCGCCCCUGCGGCUUGGACUUAGUUUCGUUGAACAUUCAGCGAGGACGGGAUCACGGACUUCCGUCGUAUCCCCAUUGGAGGAAACACUGUCGUCUACCACCGGUAGAUAGUUGGGCAAAUAUGGCCGAUACGGCCGAUCCAGAUUCUCUGAAACAAAUGCGCAAAAUUUACGACCAACCUGACAAUGUCGACGUGUAUUCUGGUGCACUGAGUGAACCUCCUGUUAAGGGAGGAGUUGUUGGACCAUUGCUUACAUGUCUCCUGGGCGAUCAGUUCGUACGUUUGAAGCAAGGUGACUCGUUCUGGUAUGAACGCAAAAAAGGACCGCAGCGUUUCACAAGCGACCAGCUACGACAGAUCUACAAUACCAGGUUAUCCAGCAUCAUAUGUCGUAAUUCGGAUGCCAUCACCCGCUCACCGGUUUAUCUGAUGCGUAAGUAUAAUGAGGAAACCAACCCAAGAGUACAGUGCGCUGAGCUGGAUACGUUCGAUUUUGAAACAUUUCGGGAUAGGAAAAACAAUCUUUCGGGACGGGUGAAGCUGGCUACGCCUGAUUUCGGUGUUUCUAUUGUGCAACCGAAGCAGAAAGCUUUCGUCGGACAAAGCCAAAAUGUAACAACAGGAAAUGUGCUGGAUAAUGCUACGACAACCAAAGAAGCGGUAACGACAUCAACACCGGUUACUCCUAGUACAGUAACAGAGCCUUUGGUGUAGACUUUAGAUUAAAAAUGGUGAAAAGCAGAAGGGAUGUGUAAAUGUGGUGUGAAGGAAAUCAGGGCAUGAAAACUGAAUCUGAACCCAGAACCACCCAGAAGCGGAUUUUGGUAAUUAGUUAUAUUAAAAGUUUCUACGAGUGUUUCACAUUGAA
This is a messenger RNA of Malaya genurostris, 3144 nucleotides long. Its product is annotated as chorion peroxidase-like. Gene Ontology annotation, biological process: response to oxidative stress. Gene Ontology annotation, molecular function: heme binding; peroxidase activity. The record is from RefSeq and is a predicted model, not a curated record. NCBI's taxonomy places the organism in Eukaryota, Metazoa, Arthropoda, Insecta, Diptera, Culicidae. Bases 438 to 2990 code for a protein of 850 amino acids. The transcript has 6 exons.